Molecule: messenger RNA, 4431 nt
Organism: Sinocyclocheilus grahami
Lineage: Eukaryota; Metazoa; Chordata; Actinopteri; Cypriniformes; Cyprinidae
Gene: atp1a3a
Product: ATPase Na+/K+ transporting subunit alpha 3a
Exons: 21
Coding region: 349-3420 (1023 amino acids)
Biological process (GO): sodium ion export across plasma membrane; potassium ion import across plasma membrane; intracellular potassium ion homeostasis
Cellular component (GO): plasma membrane
Molecular function (GO): P-type sodium:potassium-exchanging transporter activity; ATP binding; ATP hydrolysis activity
Source: RefSeq, a predicted model, not a curated record
AGUGGGCGCGUCGCUCUUCAUCUCACCGGCAUCAUUCUCAGCCAGAGACGCUUUAUAAUCCUCUGCGCUGCAUAUGCUCUUCUAUCAUUAUAUCAAAGGCUGCCACAUGUGCUUUUAGAAACCAAUGUAGCUUGGGCCAUUCUUUAAGUUUUUUCUUCAUGUAGACCCCCUGUAAUACAUUACUAUGCAUGGUAUCUUCAAGAAUAUAUACAUUUAAUUUAUAGACAGAGGGUCGUUCAAACGCUGGCCGUCGUUGUCCGUUCAAGAGCUUAAUUUUUCUUCUCUCCCGCUUGACUGAAACCAAACGUAGUUUGACUGACUGAAGACACAGCGACUGACGGCUCCAAAAUGGGGUAUGGACGGUCGGACAGCUACCGCGUGGCGACCACGCAGGAAAAAGAUGAGAAGGAGUCUCCUAAAAAGGGAAAGGGAGGGAAAGACCUGGAUGACCUGAAGAAGGAAGUACCGCUGACAGAGCAUAAGAUGUCAAUUGAAGAAGUAUGCCGAAAAUACAGCACUGACAUUGUACAGGGUCUGACUAAUGCCAAGGCGGCGGAGUACCUCGCUCGGGAUGGUCCCAACGCUCUCACCCCACCCCCCACCACCCCGGAGUGGGUCAAAUUCUGCCGACAGCUCUUCGGAGGAUUCUCCAUCCUGUUGUGGAUCGGAGCCAUCCUCUGCUUCCUGGCCUAUGCCAUCCAGGCCGCCACGGAGGACGAGCCUGCCAAUGACAAUUUGUAUCUGGGAAUCGUGCUGUCUGCUGUGGUCAUCAUCACCGGCUGCUUCUCCUACUUCCAGGAGGCCAAGAGCUCGAAGAUCAUGGAGUCUUUCAAGAACAUGGUUCCCCAGCAAGCUUUAGUGAUCCGUGAAGGUGAGAAGCUCCAGAUUAACGCUGAGGAGGUGGUGGGUGGUGAUCUGGUGGAGGUGAAGGGAGGAGACAGGAUCCCUGCUGACCUCAGGAUCAUCUCUGCUCACGGCUGCAAGGUUGAUAACUCCUCUCUGACGGGCGAAUCAGAGCCUCAGACCAGGUCACCUGACUGCACCCAUGACAACCCUCUGGAAACCCGUAACAUCGCCUUCUUCUCCACCAACUGUGUUGAGGGUACCGCUCGUGGGAUUGUGGUGUGCACCGGUGACCGCACCGUCAUGGGCCGCAUCGCUACUCUGACCUCCGGCCUAGAGACCGGAAAGACGCCCAUCGCCAAGGAGAUCGAGCACUUCAUCCAAAUCAUCACUGGCGUGGCCGUCUUCCUGGGCGUCAGCUUCUUCAUCCUGUCAAUCAUCCUGGGCUACUCCUGGCUGGAGGCCGUCAUCUUCCUCAUCGGCAUCAUCGUUGCCAACGUGCCCGAGGGACUGCUGGCCACCGUCACUGUGUGUCUGACGCUCACGGCCAAGCGCAUGGCCCGUAAGAACUGCCUGGUGAAGAAUCUGGAGGCUGUGGAGACUCUGGGAUCCACAUCCACCAUCUGCUCUGAUAAAACCGGCACCCUGACGCAGAACCGCAUGACUGUCGCUCACAUGUGGUUCGACAAUCAGAUCCAUGAGGCCGACACCACGGAAGAUCAGUCGGGUGCGUCCUUUGACAAGAGCUCUGGGACGUGGUUGUCUCUGGCCCGUGUGGCAUCGCUCUGUAACAGAGCCGUGUUUAAGGCGGGACAGGACUCUCUGCCCAUCCUGAAGCGUGAUGUCGCGGGGGACGCCUCUGAAUCGGCUCUUCUCAAGUGCAUCGAGCUCUCCUGUGGCUCCGUCAAAGUCAUGAGGGACAAGAACAAGAAAGUGGCUGAAAUUCCCUUCAACUCCACCAACAAAUACCAGCUCUCAGUGCACGAGACGGAUGAGAAUACUGACAGCCACUACCUGCUGGUGAUGAAGGGGGCGCCAGAGCGCAUCCUGGACCGCUGCUCCACCAUCAUGGUGCAGGGCAAAGAGCAGCCCAUGGAUGAGGAAUUAAAGGAGGCCUUCCAGAACGCCUACCUGGAGCUCGGAGGACUGGGAGAAAGAGUGCUGGGUUUCUGCCACUUGUUCAUGUCUGAGGACAAGUACCCCAAAGGAUUCGCCUUCGACACAGACGACAUUAACUUCCAGACAGACAACCUGUGCUUUGUGGGCCUGAUGUCCAUGAUUGACCCUCCCCGAGCCGCCGUCCCAGACGCCGUGGGCAAAUGCCGCUCCGCUGGAAUCAAAGUCAUCAUGGUGACCGGUGACCAUCCCAUCACAGCCAAGGCCAUCGCUAAAGGUGUGGGGAUCAUCUCUGAGGGUAACGAGACCGUGGAGGACAUCGCCGCUCGCCUUAAUAUUCCCGUCAGCCAGGUCAACCCCAGGGAUGCUAAAGCCUGUGUGAUCCACGGCUCAGAUCUGAAGGAUCUCUCGCAGGACCAAAUGGAUGAAGUGCUGAAGAAUCACACUGAGAUUGUGUUCGCCAGGACCUCUCCCCAACAGAAGCUCAUCAUCGUGGAGGGCUGCCAGAGACAGGGCGCCAUUGUGGCAGUGACUGGUGAUGGAGUGAACGACUCGCCCGCUCUGAAGAAGGCAGACAUCGGUGUUGCUAUGGGGAUCUCUGGCUCAGACGUCUCCAAGCAGGCUGCAGACAUGAUCCUGCUGGAUGACAACUUUGCAUCCAUCGUUACUGGAGUUGAGGAAGGUCGUCUGAUCUUUGAUAACCUGAAGAAGUCCAUCGCUUACACACUGACCAGCAACAUCCCUGAGAUCACUCCCUUCCUGUUCUUCAUCUUAGUCAACAUUCCUCUUCCUCUGGGAACCAUCACCAUCCUCUGCAUUGAUUAUUAUACAUCUCAGGUCCCUGCAAUCUCAUUGGCUUAUGAAGCAGCAGAGAGUGACAUCAUGAAGCGGCAGCCUCGUAACCCCCACAGGGACAAGCUGGUGAACGAGCGUCUCAUCAGCAUCGCCUAUGGACAGAUCGGUAUGAUUCAGGCUCUGGGAGGAUUUUUCAGUUAUUUCGUGAUUCUGGCUGAGAAUGGCUGGCUUCCCAGUGUGCUGGUGGGCAUCCGGCUGAACUGGGACGAUCGCUCUAACAAUGACCUGGAGGACAGUUACGGACAGCAAUGGACGUAUGAGCAGAGGAAGAUUGUGGAGUUCACCUGUCACACGGCUUUCUUCGUCAGUAUCGUGGUGGUGCAGUGGGCCGACGUCAUCAUCUGCAAGACUCGCCGCAACUCUGUGUUCCAGCAGGGCAUGAAGAAUAAAAUCCUGAUCUUCGGCCUGUUUGAGGAAACGGCUCUCGCUGCCUUCCUGUCUUACUGUCCCGGCAUGGACGUGGCCCUCAGGAUGUAUCCUCUCAAGCCCAGUUGGUGGUUCUGUGCAUUCCCUUACAGCUUUUUAAUUUUUGUUUACGAUGAGAUCCGAAAACUUAUCCUGCGCCGAAACCCAGGAGGUUGGGUUGAAAAGGAGACAUACUACUGAAUUGUCAAAUACUUCUCUCAUCGAUUCUCCCUCAUUCCCUCGCUCUCUUUCUUCAUCUCUUUCUCUUUCACAUUCUACCCAUUCCUCUUUUCACUAUAAAAACACCAAUACAGAAACAGCCAUGUUACUCCUUCCUUUUACUGAAAUAAAAAAUAAGAAGAUGAGAGGACCAACCACAGAGGAAGACGACAAACCUCCUGUUUUUUUUCUGCUCAAAGACUACAGCUGAAUCUGCCAGUAUGAUAGGAGUAAGGUUUACUAAUACUGAUAAACACACUGUAACUUCUGUCCUUCUGUAACGUCUGUCCAAACCCAGCAGCUGCAUUUAGACUCGGUCACAGUCGACAGGGACUCCUGUACAAACACUGCCAUGCUAGAUUACUGUUAUCUUUACCGUCCAAAAAUACAAAUAACCUAAAGAUCAUAACUCAUUUAGAAUCUCGCCCUCUGCUGGGGAAAAAGAGGAGCACAGAUUUCCUCACCCCAAUCUGGCACCUGUCUGUCUCCCUUUCUCAAGAGUUUUUUCUUUCUGUGUCGUUGUUGUUGUAUUUUUGAAAGAUGUAUUUAUUAAUCAUUCAUAACUUUUUUGUUUGAUAUUUUUUUAUGUUAGAAGUGUGUCUGAGAGCUGCUUGGUUUCAUUUUUCUCAGACAUGACAAAGCACACUGCCACCCUUUCUCUCUCUCUUUCUCUCGCUCCUCUUUUCCCUCCCCUUUUAUCCCUCCCUCCCCCCUCCCUCCCAGCUCUUGCUCCUUCUGUCCGUCUCUCUGUCCCCGUCUGUUUGUCUGUUCGUGAACGAUGUGAAGAAGCCGCCCUCCUCUAUCCGCCCCCGUUUCCCCUCUUCCCCUGUUAAAAAAAGAGAAAAUACAAUCUUUCUGUGUCCUAGGAAAAAGAGACUUCUCUCUGAUUUCAUUGUUUAAAUAAGUGCAGAAAAAAAUGGAAUAAAAGCAAUGUACCAAUACGUGAAACAACAGCAAAAAAUGAAAUAAAAAAGAAGGAUCUCUCUUUUCUCA